AAAUCCGACGAGGAAAUUGAGGCUGAGAAUCCGCAUGUGAAACAGGGCGGCAGCUAUCGCCCGAAGCACUGUGUCCAGCGAGGUCGAAUAAAAGUGGCGGUGGUGGUGGCCUACCGGAACCGCACGGAACAUCUGCAAAUUUUGCUGAACAAUCUACAUCCGUUUCUUCAACGACAGCAGCUAGACUACAUCAUUUUUGUUGCGGAACAAGCCGGGAACACAACAUUCAACCGAGGCAAACUUUUCAACGCGGGGUUCCUAGAGGUCAACAAAUUUCCCGGUUACAGUUGUUUUGUGUUCCAUGACGUAGACCUCUUACCGGAAAACGACCAUAAUUCAUACUUUUGUCCCACGAUACCGACUCUUUUAGCCAGUGUGAUGGAUAAAAAUCAGUACAAGCCGUAUUACGGCAAUUAUUUUGGUGGAGUUGUAUCAUUUGCUCGCCGUCAUUUCCAGCAAAUCAACGGUUUCUCCAAUGUUUACUGGGGCUGGGACGAUGACUUGGGCGCGCGGGUCCGGACGAAGCUGGGGAAGCCCGGAAGAAUGCCCUUCGACAUUGGCCGGUACACCAUGGUUAAGCACAACAGAGAUCCUAGCAAUCCAACCAAUCCCAAACGUCAUGAACUAGCCAAAAACGCCGCACAGAGAAUGGAGAUCGAUGGCUUGUCGAAUGUCAAUUAUACGGUGUUGCAUUCCGAGCUGCGGCCACUGUACACUUGGAUUCUGGUGGAUCUGGGUAAACCACCGUGACUCGUUAUCGUUCCAGUUGGGUCGAGAAAACUGCCAAAGUUGUUAAAAUUUGCUCAGAUAAAGUGUGCUCCAAAAAUGUCAUUGUAUGGUACAAUACUGUAUACAACAAUACUGUAUACACAUACGCGCCCGAUCCGCAGAAUGUUGACAUGUCAAACAAGCGGAGGUUGAUAAAAGAUGCUACGUCCGGUUCGGUGGGCUAUCUGAAUAAACUUAUUUUGUUGUACAAA
Paramacrobiotus metropolitanus is the source of this 980-nucleotide messenger RNA. RefSeq names its product beta-1,4-N-acetylgalactosaminyltransferase bre-4-like. The transcript has 4 exons. Gene Ontology annotation, molecular function: N-acetyl-beta-glucosaminyl-derivative 4-beta-N-acetylgalactosaminyltransferase activity. NCBI's taxonomy places the organism in Eukaryota, Metazoa, Tardigrada, Eutardigrada, Parachela, Macrobiotidae. The annotation marks the transcript as partial. Gene Ontology annotation, biological process: carbohydrate metabolic process; glycosphingolipid biosynthetic process. The record is from RefSeq and is a predicted model, not a curated record.